ACUGGGGUCUUCCCAGGCACCCCACUCACACCUUGAUCACCUCCCGUGCUGACAGAGUUGGUCAGCAUCUGCCUAGGCAGUUGAUAAAUAGAACGAGACCUAGUUAAGACACCCCUAAUCCUCAGCUGGGUUCCUGCCAGCUCAAAUCCACCCUGUCUCCCCCUGCAUUUCCUCUGCCAGCUCCGCCCCCUCAGCCACUGGGACAGGAAACCCCAGCAGCAGCAGGAGAAGUGUCUGGUCUUGCCCUUUCCAGGCAGGGCCUAGGUUCUCAGGCUAAGGCCAGAGGGCGGAAGGGGACCUGGAAUGGGCCAUGCAAGGUCCUUCAAAUGCACAUCCAUGACCCCAGCAGUGGGUGCUGGCAUCUGGCCUUGCCCAUACUGCACAGAUGAGGGGACAGAGGCCUUGACAGUUGUGAGGAGACAGUUGGAAGGUCCCAGGGCCCUUCCUUUGCAACUCUCAGGGGUUACUGGGUGAAGGGAUGACUUGCCCCUCACUAUCUCAAUGGGGCCGCCCCCCUUCCAGGGCCUGAGGCUCAGCCAGCACCCAAUGGAGGACAAGAAGAAGAAAAGGAGUCCCAAGCCCUGCCUGACCCAGCCAGCCCAGGCCCCGGGCACACUACGCAGGGUCCCUGUGCCCACCAGCCACAGUGGCUCUUUGGCCCUGGGACUCCCUCAUCUGCCGUCCCCCAAGCAGCGGGCCAAGUUCAAGAGGGUAGGCAAGGAGAAAUGCCGCCCAGUGCUGGCCGGAGGUGGGGGCGGCUCUGCAGGCACCCCCCUGCAGCACUCUUUCCUGACCGAGGUGACCGACGUCUAUGAGAUGGAGGGGGGACUGCUGAACCUGCUCAAUGAUUUCCACUCCGGCCGGCUGCAGGCCUUCGGGAAGGAAUGCUCCUUCGAGCAGUUGGAGCACGUGCGGGAGAUGCAGGAGAAGCUGGCCCGGCUGCACUUCAGCCUGGACGUGUGUGGGGAGCAGGAGGAGGAGGAGGACGAUGAAGACGAUGGGGUCACUGAGGGGCUGCCUGAGGAGCAGAAGAAGACGAUGGCUGACCGCAACCUGGACCAGCUGCUUAGCAAUCUGGAAGAUCUUAGCAAUUCUAUACAGAAGUUGCAUCUGGCGGAGAACACCGAGCCUGAGGAGCAGUCAGCUGUGUAGAUGUCGGAUCCAGGCCCAGAUUGCCCCCUUUUAUUCCCUCCAAACUGUGACUUUUUACAGACUCGACUGGGUAUUCCGCGGCCCCCCAGGUGCUAUGGGGAGGGGGGCACUGGAUGGAAUUAAAUCGGAAAGAAAGAAAGCGGCUCAAAACAAUGAAAAUAAAAACAAAGAAAAAAACGAUAAAAAAAAAACGAAAACAGAAAGAAAGCGGCUCCGUGUCUUCCUUCGCCG
Diceros bicornis minor is the source of this 1383-nucleotide messenger RNA. It is a transcript of the gene CCDC28B, whose product is annotated as coiled-coil domain containing 28B. The coding region runs from base 502 to 1152 and encodes 216 amino acids. The record is from RefSeq and is a predicted model, not a curated record. NCBI's taxonomy places the organism in Eukaryota, Metazoa, Chordata, Mammalia, Perissodactyla, Rhinocerotidae. The transcript is spliced from 5 exons.